CUGGUCAUCAAUGCUGCCUUGGGAUUUGACACAUUUGUUGUCAUGAGACAUGGCCUGAAGAAACCAAAGCAGCAGGGAGCUGGGGAUUUGUGUCCAAGCCACCCUGUGACAUCUGCAGACCUCCUGGGCUCUUCGCUUUUUGCCAAUAUCCCUGGUUACAAACUCGGCUGCUAUUUCUGCAAUGAUGUGGUGGCCCCAGGAGAUUCAACCAGAGAUCGGACUUUGGACCAGCAGUGCACUGUGAGUCGUCCAGGACUGGCCAUGAUUGCAGGAGCCCUGGCAGUGGAAUUGAUGGUUUCUGUUUUGCAGCAUCCAGAAGG
Molecule: messenger RNA, 320 nt
Organism: Galeopterus variegatus (Sunda flying lemur)
Lineage: Eukaryota; Metazoa; Chordata; Mammalia; Dermoptera; Cynocephalidae
Product: ubiquitin-like modifier-activating enzyme ATG7
Exons: 2
Molecular function (GO): ubiquitin-like modifier activating enzyme activity
Source: RefSeq, a predicted model, not a curated record